Messenger RNA from Capsicum annuum, 1256 nucleotides. RefSeq names its product F-box protein At2g27310. Gene Ontology annotation, molecular function: protein binding. The record is from RefSeq and is a predicted model, not a curated record. NCBI's taxonomy places the organism in Eukaryota, Viridiplantae, Streptophyta, Magnoliopsida, Solanales, Solanaceae.
UGAAGAACGACGGCGAUGAAAAAACAUCUAUCAUCGAUGUCCAUCCCGACAUAAUCCAAACCUUAAUUUUAACGAAACUCGACGGCCCAACUCUUAUCUCCGCGAGUGUUUCUUCUUCGAAACUUUACAAUCUUUGUUGCGACGAUCAUUUGUGGCGAAAAAUUUGUAACUCUUAUUGGCCUUCUACUUCCGACCCGCUUAUCGAGAACAUCAUCUCUACCUUUCCAUCCGGUCACCGUUCAUUUUUCUCGGACUCUUUUCCGUCCAUAAUUCGAAAACCCCUCGUCGGAAAACACCCACGUCAGCAUAUUCCGGCGCCGGAGUUGACCUCGGCGGUGGAUAUUCACUACGACGGCAAUGUAUUGUUCUCGAGAGCUUUGAUUACCGAGGCGAAAACCGGGUGGUUUAUGAGCUCCCCUUUCAGAAUUGAGCUGUUGGGUCAUGAAGAAACUUUUCCGACGCCGGAGAAAUUUUCCGACGGCGGUGAAUGUCGCCGGAAUUUAAUGGAGAAGAUGAAAUUGAGCUGGAUUUUGAUUGAUCAAACUAAGAAUCGAGCGGUGAAUGUAUCGAGUAUGAAAGCGGUAUCGGUCAAACGACAUUGGUUAACCGGAGAAUUGAAGGUUAAAUACUCGACGGUGAUAAAUUCCGGCGCCGGUGCCGGUGCCGGAGAGUUGUUACAAUGUGGGAUAGUUGUCACGUGCGAAGGAAAAGAAGGAGGUGACUUACACGUGCGAGAAGUGAGUAUGCAAAUAGAGGAUAUGGAUGGUAAAGUUUUAUGUGGAAAGGAUAGUUUGGUAAUUUUACGUGACGUUAUCGAAGGAGGAAGGAAAAAAAGAAAUGAAAAUGAAAUAAAAGAAAAUUACGAGAAUUUUUUGGAAUUAAAGAAAAAAUGGAAAGAAAGGAAACAAAUAAAGGAAAAAAGACUGGAUAUGGCAUGUAUAGCAAGCGGAAUUACGAUAUUUAUUGCUUUUUGGACUUUGAUUUUGGUUGGUUCGAAAAGUACUGGGAGUUACUUUGGUUAAAAAUGACAGUUCGGUGGACUAACAUUUUUUCUAUGUGUGAAGUUUGGAGAAAUAUCGAACUACAGAAAAAUUUGUGACGUUCUGACCAGAUGACGACAAAUUACUCUAAAGCUUUUCUUCUCAUUAUUUUAGUUUAGUUAGAAAAGUGAAAAAAAAGUAAUAGCUUGAAAUUAUUUUAUUUCAUUAAUUUUUUUCUCAAUAAAAAAGCAUACAAAAGACACAUAUAUUGUCAGA